AUGACAUCGCGAACUCUCAUCACUGCCAAGCACGCGGAGGAGCUGCUGGCGUCGGUGAAGUACAUUCUCCUCGACAUUGACGGCGUGGUGUGGGCAGGCCCGCAUGUUUUUCCGAAGAUUCCGGAGACGCUGCGGUGCCUGCGCUCGUGCGGGAAGCAGAUCCGCUUCCUCACAAACAACGCCUCCGUCUCACGUGCGGGCAUUGUGCGGCAGUUUCACCAGCGUGGCAUCGAGGGCGUGCAGGAGCACGAGGUCUACAACAGCGCGUUUGCCGCCGCACUGCGGCUUCAGGCUCUCUUCGCCACUGACAAGCACGACGCGUCAGUGAAGCGUCUGGUCGAGCGCAACGUGUUCGUUCUUGGUGACGUGGGCCUACACGAAGAGCUACGGCGUGUGCUGGCGCCGGGCUACAUCACGUACGGGCUCGAGCUGAACGAUCCGGAGAAGUGUGGCGGCUACAACCUCCCUGCUGUAGCAUCGGCGUGGAGGGAGCGAACACUCCCGGCGCCGCAUCAACAGCCAUUCACGCCGGACGGCGCGACAGAGCCUGGUGGCAGCAUCUCCCUCGCGGACCUUGCCCCUGCGGCGGUGGUGGUGGGGUUGGACCUGCACUUCAACAUCCUCAAGCUGGCGUGCGCGUCUCUUUGUCUGCAGGGCAGUCGCACUAAGAGUGGCGACAACACCACGUCACACGCUGGUGCGUACUUCAUCGCCACGAAUGAAGAUCCGCAGAUUCCGGUUGGUGUGGAUGGCUCGCUGCUGCCGGGAGCUGGCGGAAUGGUGUGUGCGCUGAGCACCGUCUCUGGACGCACACCGGCUGUCGUGUGCGGCAAGCCACACGUGGAUAUGGCGAAGGCUCUCUUCGAGGCGGAGGGCAUUACUGACCCGCGAGAGUGCCUCAUGGUGGGCGACAGACUGACGACGGACAUUGCGUUUGGCAACGCGGCUGGCUGUCGCACAAUGUUGGUGUUGAGUGGUGCCGAAACUCUGGACGAUGUGGCGCGGGCGGAGCGCAGCGGAAACGUGGAUAUGCUGCCGGAAUUCAUCGCGCCCUCAUUGACUGUUUUUCUGCCGCCAGGCUAG
This is a messenger RNA of Trypanosoma grayi, 1083 nucleotides long. RefSeq names its product P-nitrophenylphosphatase. Gene Ontology annotation, molecular function: phosphatase activity. The transcript has a single exon. NCBI's taxonomy places the organism in Eukaryota, Euglenozoa, Kinetoplastea, Trypanosomatida, Trypanosomatidae. The coding region runs from base 1 to 1083 and encodes 360 amino acids. The record is from RefSeq and is a predicted model, not a curated record.